AUGGCAUUUCCAACUUCUAAGAAGAAAAAAUAUAAUUUAACACCAAAAGCUGGAGAGCUUCCGCUAGGGAGCAAAGGUGUUAUUGUGAGCUAUUCUGUUGGGAGCUAUAGGAAGGGUGCUAUUCGUGAGAUUCUAAAUAUUUUAACUCUUCAAAAUUCUGAUAAAACUAAAACUCAAGAUCUUGAACAGGAAAUUAAAAAAGUUAAGGAAGAAAUACCAAGAUUCGUGCCUAUGUCUGAAUUGACAAGGGGCUUAACUUUUAUCGAAUUUAAGAAUAAAGAAGAUUUGCCAAACUCUAUUGUUAAAAAUAUUUUUGAAAACGCAUCAAAAUGUUCCUGUAGAUUUAUAAGCAAAAUCAUCCCUAUUCAAAUAAUUUGCAGUGCAAAAAUUAGCGUUUUGACAGCAGCUUUAAAGAGUUUUGUGGCUAAAGAAUUCCCUUAUUCAAAUGCUUCGGAGAACAAGGAUAAUAUGUGUGACUAUAAAUCUACAUGGGCACUAAUGUACAAUAGAACACACUCAAAUGAAGCAGAUAAAGAAUUGAUUUUGGGUUUGUUUAACGAAUUUAUUGGAGAUUCUUACAAAGUAUCAUUGGAGAAUCCGGAUAAAAUGAUAGUAUUUCAAGUUGUCAAGUCAUCCUGUGGAUUUGGAUGUGUUGAAAAUUAUUCGUCAACAUGCAAGUUGAAUUUACAGAAAUUAUGCCAAAAGAUGGGGGAUGUUCCUGAGCUUCCCGAUGGUCCUUGGGAACAUAACCACGGUGAUUGGUUUUGUAAUAAUACUAGGGAGUGGCUUUAUAAUCCAAAAGACUCUACUUAUUUUCAUGUUCCAACCAGUACUACGAUUGUAACUAAACAACAAGAGGAAGAUGAGAAUGAUAUAGGUAUCAACUUUCAAAAUGAUUUAAUUGCGGGAACAUUUACAGAAAAUGGGACUAAUUUUGGUGAUAAUGAAAAUAGGAACAAAUUUAUAACUUGGGAUAAUUUGCAAAUUGGUAUAAUUACAAAUUGUAGCGCGUUGUGUUACUACUCUGGGAUUUUUUCUGGUCACGGCGGUUCAGAAUGCGCUCAAUAUAUAAUUAAGCAUCUUAAGAACAAUAUUUUAACUGUAUUUCGUCAAUUCUACCCUAUAAUAGUGGAAAAGGCUAAAACUUUAAGCAAAAGGAAGAUGAAAAGAAAAAUAGGAAGGGAAUCCUGUGAAAUUCAAGCACUUGAACUAGGUUGUAUUAAGGGAUUUCAAAUGACAGAUAAUAAUUACUUGGAUUAUGCUAAAAGGAAUCAUAAGCAAGAUGGUAACUCCUGUUUGUAUCAAGGUUCAUCUGUUUGUGUUUCGUUUUUUUAUGGUCCGACUGAAGAAGGGCUUUUAAAACUAGUAACUGCAAAUGUCGGGGAUUCUCAUGUAAUAUUAUCUAGAAAUGGUUCUCCUAUGAGAUUGAGUUUUGAUCACAAACCUAACGAUGAAAGUGAACAUAAACGAAUAAAAAAGGCUGGUGGAAUUGUUAAAAAUGUAAAUGGUACGUGGAGAGUGCUCAAUAUUGUAAAAAAUGUUUCAAAUAAACAAUGUAGCCAAGGCCUUUCUAUUUCAAGGAGUUUCGGUGAUUAUGAAAUGAAAAUUCCUCAAAAAUUGGUGUCUAGUGAACCUUACAUAUCAAUAAUAUCUAUAGAUUUUGAUAAUGAUGAUUUUCUGGUGUUGGCUAGUAGCGGAGUUGUUGACUUCAUAUCUGACCAACAAAUAGUAGAUAUAAUUGCCGAAAAGGUCAAAAAAAAAUGUUCUCCAAAGGAAUCAUCAAAAGCAAUAGUUGAUAAUGUGCGAAUGAAAGGAUCAACAGAUGAUGUCACGUGUACCGUAAUUUAUUUUGGAUGGAGAAACAUGUUUAAAAAGAAUGUUGCAGAAGACGAAAAAAAUGAUAAUGUUAGUGAUAGUGGUGGUGGCGCUGAUGAUGAUGAUGAUGACUGCAUUGAUAUUUUUAAAUAA
This is a messenger RNA of Babesia microti strain RI, 1968 nucleotides long. RefSeq names its product small nuclearribonucleoprotein B and B'. Bases 1 to 1968 code for a protein of 655 amino acids. Lineage: Eukaryota; Apicomplexa; Aconoidasida; Piroplasmida; Babesiidae. The record is from RefSeq and is a predicted model, not a curated record. The transcript has 13 exons. Gene Ontology annotation, biological process: protein dephosphorylation; tRNA modification. Gene Ontology annotation, molecular function: RNA binding; protein serine/threonine phosphatase activity.